CAGUGUAUAUUAUGUUUUGUGCAUAUAUAAUUUGAAAACUGAAGAAUCAAAGUGACCAUGGACAUCUUAAAUUCCAUUCAACAACUCGAUGGCAAAUCCUUAGGCGACAGGUACAAAUUAAUUAACCAAAUCACUAAAGAAGUCUCCAACUCAACCUAUGAUAAUCAACAAAAAAUCACAAUUCUAAAUUCGUUCCAACCCAAAGACAAUUUAGAAAAAAAGUUAUGGGCAAAACUAUUGACCACAUUCGAAAUCAAAGAUAUAUUCCUGCAGAAACUACAAUCCGAAGACAAUGAGUUGAUCCAAUUGAUGUUCAAAGAUUCCAAAUGGUUCUUCACAAAACACAAACCGACUUUCGAUAAAAUAUUAAACCAAGUUUUCCCUAAUAUUUCAACAAGUUUAAGAAUCAAAUUUUUGUAUCUUGUAUCCGAGUAUUAUGAUCAAAACGAGUUGGAUGCAUUUUUUGUGAUUCUACGCGCCCAAUACAAUUUAAAAUGGGCUUUUUAUAUUUUGCCCAAGUGCAGUGAUGAUUGCAUCACCAAAUUGAUCACCGAAGACAAUGUUAAAGUUACUGAGAAGUUUCUGUUAAAACUAUAUUAUACACGUCCAGAAAUUGUUGUAAAGUUUUUACAAUAUUUACUGCAAAGCAAAACUUUGUGCAAUAAUGUCAAUGAUUACAAAAGUGUCAUCAAGAAGUUGGCAUGGAACCAGCCUGAUGUGUUCUUCGAAAUGUACCACAAGUCUGAUGUGUUGAAACCAGAUCAGUUUGGUGCCUUGACGACUAAAAAAUUGUUGCAAACAAAUAAACAGUACGUUUUGGAUAAACCCAAACACUAUUUACACAUUUUGCAUCCACGACAGACACAUGCAAGUAUGAAAUAUUCGGAAUAUCGUCAGUUUUAUCUAGGGCUUUGUCCAGAACUUGAGGAUGAUUUUGUUGAAGACUUCAAUAACCAAGGUGAUAUGCAUAAGUUGUUGAUACUUGUUAAGAAGAACGCCGCACAAUUUUUGUUUGAUGUUUACAAAACCAAGUACAAACGCGAUGUUUUGGAUAACGAUGAUAUGAUAACCGAGUUGUUGAUGAAAUCUUUACCUGUGGACUUGAAGGCUAAGUGUGCUGCUGCAAAGAUUGACAAUAUGACAAAGUACGAAGACGAAUGGGAAAAGUGGUAUUGUUACCUGAAACCUGCAAUUGCAAUUCCUAAAUUCAAGGAGUUUAUUUAUGUCACCAACGAUGGAGGCCAACGUCUAAGAUUCAUCCAGUACAUGAUAAGGUGUUGUGGACAAAACGAGGACCAUCUGGCUCUUGUCCAAGUGUUGAAGUACAUAAACGAAAGACACAGAAACGAAGAUUCCAAGUUCAAAAACAAAGUGUUGAAGGAGACUUGCCAAUGUUUCGACAUUCAGAAAUUUCAAAUCGACGUGUGGAAUUGCUUGGACGAAAUCAUAAGUGUUAUAAACAUCGGAGAUGAAUGGAGGUACAUGUCCCGUGGCGAAUGGGCAAAAAAAGUCAUAGAGGAACGUUUACGUUACAAUUUAAAAAAUAAUUUAACCAUCGACGAACACAUUGGAUAUCUGCUCAAAUAUAUUAAAGCUACUUAUUUUUAUCGCUACAACAUUCUGCAAGACAAUGCUGAAUAUGAAAAAACAUGCUUAGAUCAUAUUGCCAACAUGUUGCCCACUAUCAAAGACUUUAAUGCAACUAGUGAAGUACAAAAUUUGAUAUAUUCCAUCGGUGAAUUCAAUCAAAAGCACCCCAAAGAUAAAAUGACUGUCAUAAAGUACCAAUGGGUGGUUGAUCAUAUAAAAAAACUUGUCGAAGACAAAGAGGAAUUUGAUAUUGAUUCAAUUCGAUGCGGUAUGACAGACGAUGAUGAAGCUUUAGAAUAUUUUAAAAAUAUAAUUCCGCGAAAGGUUGAUAUCAGUAUAUAUGAUUUGCAUAAGUAUAUUAAAAAGCCUGAAGAUAUUUUUGAGUGUUUAGAAAGCAUUAUUGAUAAAGGCUUGGAACGAUAUUAUAUAAGUAUGUUUAUAACAAAUGUCAAGAAUAGAAAAUUUAUUUAUAUACCUGAGAUGCGUGAAAAGAUUUUGCAAGCUUGUUUGGAUAAGUUCAAAAACGCUGAAAAACCUAAAAUUAGAUCAAACGCUUUAAAAGUUUUAUCACUAUUAGUCGACUCGCAAACGUUCUACGAACUUGCCAAACCAUUUUAUCCAAUUGAGAAGAAAAUUGAUGUAAAAACCCAAGAUGAGUACACAUACUCGAUACAGCAAGCAAUCGGUGCCAGUUUGUCUAGAUACCCAGGACCUGAAGAAACUUUUGAGGCUCUUCGAAUAUUUUCCAGAGGAGACUUUUUAAAAUUGACUUUAGGAUCAUUGACAAGUGUGUGCUUCAAAACAAAUCAAACAAAAGCUUUGAAAUUCCUCAACGACAACUUUGAUCAACCUGUGUCUGCAAAGAAACACAUAAUAAGACUCAUCAAUGCCAUCGGUACCAAAAAAGUUGUUUUGAAAAUGCUAAAACAACUCUGGGACAGUGAAAAGCAUCCUUCUAUCCGUAAUGUUUUAAUAACGUCUGUUUUUAAUUGGUUUGCAAGUGAUCCCGAUAUGGAAAUAUGGAAUUUGUUGAAAUCUAUAUUUUUAGAUCUGACGACCAAGGAUAAAGAUAUAUUCACCAUGCUUCUGAGUUUCGACCAAGUCGACAAGGAUUAUUUAAAGGAACAUAUUGAACUUUGUUGGAAGACCGUCAACAAUUUGGAGUCGCAGGAUAAAAUCAAUUUGGAUGAUGAGAAGUCUAAAAUUCUGCAACGCGUAACGAAGAAUAUUAACAAUUUAGAUGAAAAUUUUAUAAACAAAUUACUCCCACGGUGUUUCAACACGUCUUACUCACGUCAAGUGCAAAGUUCUUUCAUCACGUUAAUGACAGUGUAUAUUGUAGAAGCUAAAUUUGAUUUAAACAAAAAAAUGAAACAGUUUAAGGAUAUUUUAAAACAGUACGUGGAUGAAAAUUGGUGGAAACCAAACCCAAAAAAUCCUUUAGAGUAUCCAUCCAGAGUAAUGAUAUUCGACUUCAUCACCACUUUAUGUCAAAGUGCGGUUUUGAACAAACAACAGUCUGAUAAUUUACAAAGUUUCGAAAAAGGACUAACAGAAAUUCUGUCUAUAUUCGAACCAACACAAAUCUACAGCAAUUACUUGGAAUUAAAACUUACACAUUUAUAUUUGCAAUCCGAGGACGCAAAUGAAUUUAUUGGUAAAAUAAAAACAAAUUUCAUCGACGUCGAAAUAGAACAAUAUGGCACCGAUGUUCUAUCACAUUUAACAACAGCUCUGUCUACCUUUUUGAGCUCACAUGAAUCAGAAAAUAGUGACAAAUAUUGUUUGCAAGCCGCCCUAAAACUUGUCGAAGGUGAUCCUGCUCCUUAUCACCAACUUGGAGCAAUUCAACUGCUC
Molecule: messenger RNA, 3447 nt
Organism: Ctenocephalides felis (cat flea)
Lineage: Eukaryota; Metazoa; Arthropoda; Insecta; Siphonaptera; Pulicidae
Source: RefSeq, a predicted model, not a curated record